CAUUGCGGAUAAAUGUCUAUUUAGUAUCAUUCAUUCAUUUAUGGGGGGCAAAAAAACUAAAAAUCCUUGAUUUCAAUUCAUAACUUCCAUUGGGUUUAUCUGAACGACAAAGACUUGCACAGACUAGUGUUACCACCACUGCAGUAGCUAAUGGCAGUUCAGCUCUCAGGUCUAUGGCUGCCAAACUCUCAACUCCUAGGAAACUUUCUUCAAUGCCCAAGAACCAAACCCAAGUUAUCUUCAACGACUCUCUCUGCCACAGCUUCUCUCUCAUCCCCACCACCCACCAUCCAGAUUGUUGGUGGGAAAACUCCCAGUUGGUAUGAGAAUGGGAAUGGCAAUCCCAAUAGCACAUUAGAUGGCUCCCAAAUCGAGAGCGAUUGGGUUGAUCUUGAUGCCGAUCUUUAUUACUGGACGAAGGCACUGCGUCCUGUUCAGUGGUAUCCUGGUCAUAUUGCAAAAACAGAAAAGGAACUUAAAGAGCAGCUGAAGUUAAUGGAUGUCGUGAUAGAGAUAAGGGAUGCAAGAAUUCCCAUGUCCACAAGUCAUCCUCAGAUGGAUUCAUGGCUUGGCAAUAAGAAAAGAAUUUUGGUUUUGAAUAGAGAAGACAUGAUAUCCACAGCAGACCGGAAUGCUUGGGCAACUUAUUUUGCAAGGCAGGGAACGAAGGUUGUCUUUUCCAAUGGGCAACUUGGAAUGGGAACUAUGAAGCUAGGGCGGUUAGCGAAGGUAUUAGCGGCAGAUGUAAAUGUCAAACGCAGAGCUAAAGGGCUACUUUCACGUCCGGUUCGAGCUGGUAUAGUUGGAUAUCCAAAUGUUGGAAAAUCUUCUUUAAUCAACCGUUUGCUGAAGCGUCGAAUGUGUCCAGCAGCUCCUAGACCGGGUGUUACAAGAGUAUUGAAGUGGGUUCGUUUUGGGAGUGACCUUGAGUUACUAGAUUCUCCUGGAAUAAUUCCAAUGCGGAUUAGUGAUCAGACAGCAGCUAUAAAGCUUGCUAUAUGUGACGACAUCGGAGAGAGAUCCUAUGAUGUUGCUGAUGUUGCUGCAAUUCUUGUACAGAUAUUGACAAGGAUUCCAUCAGUUGGUAUCAAAGCUCUUCAGAGCCGCUACAAGAUUGAUGUGGAUGGUCAAUGCGGUAAAAUAUUUGUUCAGAAGCUUGCAAUUCACUUGUUCAACGGUGAUAUUCAUCAAGCAGCAUUCCGUAUUCUGAGUGAUUUUCGGAAAGGGAAGUUUGGUUGGAUUGCAUUGGAGCAGCCUCCCAUUUAAUUUCCUUUGACGAUGAUGACUUCUAACACGCCCCUUAUUGAAAACUCAGGGAAAGCCAUGAUGGCAAGGCCGGGUAGGUGAACAUUCUUCUUGCCAUCAGGAACAUAACUUAGAGAUGUCAUGAAGGUAAGAGAACAUAAAUCUUGGUAUGUACAGGGAAAAAUGGAAGAAAAAUGUUCCAACAUAUUACAAUAGAAGUCAGGAAAGAAAGAGCAAUUGGAAUUUCAGAAGUUAAUAUGGGCAAUAUAGUUAGCUACCAAUUUUUCAGCUUGUCUUGUAAUCAGUUGCCGUAAUGUUACAGCCUCUGGCAGUACAUACUUUUGUAUGAAUUAUGUAUAGCUAAUGUUGGUAGAAAUAAACCUAUAGGGUCUUUAUAUAUACCUCAAUCUCUAAAUUUCAGGAAAGCAAUUUUUUUUGUCUA
Molecule: messenger RNA, 1687 nt
Organism: Quercus lobata
Lineage: Eukaryota; Viridiplantae; Streptophyta; Magnoliopsida; Fagales; Fagaceae
Product: GTP-binding family protein
Exons: 9
Coding region: 151-1266 (371 amino acids)
Biological process (GO): mitochondrial translation
Cellular component (GO): mitochondrion
Molecular function (GO): GTP binding; GTPase activity
Source: RefSeq, a predicted model, not a curated record